Motacilla alba alba is the source of this 522-nucleotide messenger RNA. It is a transcript of the gene CLPS, whose product is annotated as colipase. Gene Ontology annotation, molecular function: lipase binding; enzyme activator activity. Gene Ontology annotation, biological process: positive regulation of catalytic activity; lipid catabolic process; digestion. Gene Ontology annotation, cellular component: extracellular region. Bases 62 to 415 code for a protein of 117 amino acids. Lineage: Eukaryota; Metazoa; Chordata; Aves; Passeriformes; Motacillidae. The transcript has 3 exons. The record is from RefSeq and is a predicted model, not a curated record.
UCAGCUGACGGCGGCUAUAAAACACCCGCUGGCCCCGCGGCACGGCCACAUCGAGCCCACCAUGGCCAACGCGCUGCCUGCCUGCCUGCUCCUGGCCCUGCUGCUGCUGCCCCCAGCCCUGCUGGCACAGCAGGAGCGAGGGCUCAUCUUCAACCUGGACAUCGGGGAGCUGUGCCUGCAGAGUGCCCAGUGCAAGAGCGGCUGCUGCCACCGCACCAGCGGCCUCAGCCUGGCCCGGUGUGCUCCGAAGGCAGCUGAGUCCCAGGAGUGCUCUCCAAAGAGCAUCUAUGGGGUCUACUACAAGUGUCCCUGUGAGAGCGGCUUGACCUGUGACGCCGACAAAACCAUCGUGGGCUCCAUCACCAACAGCGACUUCGGGGUCUGCAGGGACCCCCAGGAGUCCAGCAGGCGGUGAAGAAAGAGCCCCGCUGUGCCCCUCCGUGCUGCCCCUGCCCCCUGCCUUUCCCUCUCUCCUGGGUCUUGCUGCGGGAGAAUUUGAAUAAACACCAGCUUCUGCCGAGC